CAACACCCAUACAGCGCUCACUCACUCACUGACAGAGCUUUCCCCAAAGAGAGCCGCCCGGUAGAGGAGGCGGCGUGAACUAACAUGCGGCGGGGAACUUCGAGGCGUGAGGCUGAGGGUGCAGCAGUGUGGAGCCGCGGCUCUGGCAGGGCGUCUCUUCCGAGCGAUGGUAACCCAACUUGGGCUUGUGUUUGAGGAAGCUGCGCCCGUUGAGAAUGCGAGACUGGAUGUAGCUGAUUGGAGUAGCAGAGUUGGUGGUGAUCGCCCAGCGGAGGGGGAGGAGUGGGUUUUUCGAGUGGGUUUUUUUCCCUGUGUGUGACUCUCCAGCGGCCAUGUUAACCAAGAAGCCCUGCGCUGCUGUCUACCCGACUGGCAAGGGGGGUGAAAUUUGCCAGCAGCAGCAGUCUUCCCCCGGGAUCAGCGUCGGGGCUCUCCGGGCAGGGACUGAUCCGACAUCGCCCGUCACUUUACCUCCUCUCAGGAACACCAACUCGCUUACGGUUGGAGGCAAUAAAAACGCAAUGAAUGACCAUCUGCAUGUGGGGAACCACCAGCAGAUCCACGUUCAACAGCUGUUUGAGGAAAACAGCAAUAAGCGGACAGUGUUAACCACGCAACCCAAUGGGUUGACGCCAGUCACGCGAGCAGGUUUGGCCCUGCCAGAGCGGCAACAAGAAACCACCCAGUGUCGCCAGGGCAGUUCCACCUCCAUCAAAUCGACUGACAGCAAGCCCAAGCCCGCACCUUUGACCCCUGAACAGGCCAUGAAACAGUACUUGUCUAAGCUGUCCACGUUUGAGCAUCAAGAGAUCUUCAACUACCCUGAAAUCUUCUUUGUAGGCCCAAACGCCAAGAAACGGCCAGGCGUGGUCGGGGGCUCCAACAACGGAGGUUAUGAUGACGAUCAGGGCUCCUAUAUCCACGUACCCCAUGAUCAUAUAGCAUACAGGUAUGAGGUACUGAAGGUCAUUGGUAAGGGCAGCUUUGGACAGGUUGUAAAGGCCUAUGACCACAAGACCCACCAGCAUGUGGCCUUAAAAAUGGUACGCAACGAAAAGCGGUUUCACCGGCAAGCGGCAGAGGAGAUCCGGAUCCUGGAGCACUUGCGCAAGCAGGACAAAGACUCUACCAUGAAUGUCAUCCACAUGCUGGAGAACUUUACAUUCCGCAACCACAUCUGCAUGACAUUUGAGCUUCUCAGCAUGAACCUCUAUGAGCUCAUAAAGAAAAACAAAUUUCAGGGCUUCAGCUUGCCGCUGGUGCGCAAGUUUGCGCACUCCAUUCUGCAGUGUCUGGACUCUCUUCACAAGAACAGGAUCAUUCAUUGCGACCUCAAACCUGAGAACAUCCUCCUGAAGCAGCAGGGACGUAGCGGAAUUAAAGUGAUUGACUUUGGUUCUAGCUGCUACGAGCACCAACGGGUCUACACUUACAUCCAGUCGCGCUUCUAUAGAGCCCCAGAGGUUAUACUCGGUUCUCGGUACGGGAUGCCGAUCGAUAUGUGGAGCCUCGGUUGUAUAUUAGCGGAAUUACUCACGGGGUACCCUCUCUUGCCUGGGGAAGAUGAAGGGGACCAGCUAGCAUGUGUCAUAGAGCUACUGGGCAUGCCCUCCCAGAAGCUGUUGGAUUCCUCAAAGAGAGCCAAAAAUUUCAUCAGCUCAAAGGGAUAUCCUCGUUACUGCACGGUCACGUCUUUGCCCGAUGGCACGGUGGCAUUAAAUGGUGGGCGGUCGCGCAGGGGCAAGCUCCGUGGUCCUCCAGGAAGCAAGGAUUGGGUAACAGCGCUCAAGGGCUGCGAUGACCCCCUCUUCCUUGACUUCCUCAAGCAGUGUCUGGAGUGGGAUCCGACUCUGCGCAUGACCCCUAGUCAGGCCCUUCGCCACCCGUGGCUAAGAAGACGCUUGCCAAAACCUCCCACUGGGGAGAAAACGACCGUUAAGCGGAUCACUGAGGGCACAGGUGCUAUAACGUCUAUCUCCAAAUUACCUCCCACAUCAGGCUCAGCCUCAAAACUAAGGACUAACUUGGCACAAAUGACUGAUGCCAAUGGGAAUAUACAGCAAAGGACAGUGUUGCCAAAAUUAGUCAGCUGAAUGCGUUUCUUUUUUUGUUAGGUUUGUUUCUCUUUUAUUUUCUUUAAAUGGUGAUCUAAUUGUAGAAAGCUGAGCAUUCACAAGUGUGAGAGUUUUUAGGAAUACAGAGUCUUUAAUGCAUAUUCACCACUUCUUUACUGCUUUGUAGCACCUUUUUUGUUCAAAACACUUUUUUUUAGAAAUACUAAAAUGGCCAAAAAAGAGGGAACAACACUUUUAAGUUUUUAUCUCAGGACUGUGUGGAUUCAUACAAUCUGGUCUUUUACUAAUGAAGUCCUAAUCAGUUUCUUUACCAUAUAUAUCUUGUAGCAUAGAAGGCAACCAGACUUGGAAAAAUAGGUUAAUUUUGGUUUGACGUGUAUCCUAGCUUUUAGUUCCUACCUCUAGAAUCCAUCAGGUGAACCGUGUAUUAAUAGAGGAGGAUUUAACCUGUUUUACUAAAAGCUGUGCUAUCGGCAGUUUUGUAGCAUUUGAAGCUAAUCUUUUAUCAGUUAGAUGAAAGGAUGGAUGAGAUAUUGCUUGAAGAGCUUGAGACGAGAAUGGAAAUUUGAAGCGGGAAAUCGAAUGUUUCAGACUGUUAAGAGGCAGAAGGGAGAAAAACUAUGUUUACAUGACAGACUUGGUAUGUGCCUAAAAAUCUCUUGACAUUCCUUAUACGAUUGAAAUGAGGAAAAGAGAGACUUCAGGAUGGUCUACCUUUCCAAAACAGACUGAUGGCUAGUGAGGACGACUUUAUUUAAUGUGGUUUGAAGAGGCCGUAACUGACAGGCUCAUGUGUAUGUAACUGUAAGCUAUUCUCUGGAGGAGCUGCUGUGAUCGCGUUGUUGUACUGUCUAGGAGAAAACCUUUGGUGCUUUACCUUUUUUAUUUAAAGAGUAUUUUUUACAAUUUUAAUGCCUCUGCUCAUGGAACAAAAUGAUGUCGUGAAACUAAUCCUAGUGAGCAGACGCUAGUUACAGCAAUAGGGCUGAAGUUCUUUUGAAUCACUUACUCUCCCUUCUAAAGGUUGCUGCUGGUUUUGCAGUGAUUUAGGAAGGUUUGUGCUGAUCACUUAUUGACAGAACGUUUACUUGAAUCUGAGCCAGUAUUAACACUAUUGUGGAAAGACUAAGGCAGAGAGGGACACUUUAAGCGACGGCUGAAGUUUUCUUAUCCGGUUGUCGUCUGUAGUCUGAGAUCAAUCAUCACAAUUCAUAUCACUUUUUUCUAUAUUUAGCUACCUAGCGUGGACUUGCUAGUAUGGGGCCAGAGUUUAAAUUCUUAAAAGCUUGUUCCCUUCUUGAAGUGACAUCAUGUUUCUACCUAAACCUAGAAAGGAAAACAAUUUAAAAAAUAAUAUUUCUCAAUUCUGGCCAUUUUUGUAGCAAUUAUUUGAAAUAGUAGUGAGUAUGGUGAGAAGAAAACGAAUUGACGUGGGUCUGAAAGCUUUGUAAAAGUUUAAUUUAUUUAUUUCUCAUUAUUGUUUCUCAAAGAAGAGCUAAUAUAAACUGAAACAGUGGCCUGAAUGUGUGCCGUUGGCUUGAUAUCAGUGGAGUGACUUAUGAUGUAAUGCACAAGAAUUCUGUCUGCUACUACUUCAAGACUCUGCUCAAAGGAAAACAAAAAAAGCAAUCGUGCUUUGCCUCUCGACCAGUUGCGGAUGUUGGAGGUGGGGAAAGAGAGGGGUUGGACUAUGGGCUUGGAUAGUGGCAAAGCAAAGCUGUGGCAUUCAUGUGGGUUUUCAGCCCCUCACCCUGCUACUGGUUGGCAUGGUACACUGCGUGCUGCACACUGCCCAGACCCCUCUGGACGUUCACAGUUAAUUUGCAAAUGCACAGUAACCUGGCAACGUCAGCAAGCCGUUCACAUUGUACUUUAUACGUUUUAUUUUUCUUUUUUUCUUUUUGCUGUUUUGUGGAUUUACAGUGGUGAGGAAUAAUUGUGCCCUUAGGUUUAUUACGAUGUGCCUUUGGUUAUCAAUGCCAUUUGUUUGUCGUCCCAACAGCGAUACACCCCCCCGAAACCCAUUCACUUUCUUUUAGGUAUACAGAAAUAUAAAGAAUUGUAAAGAUCCUCUUUAUAUUGGUAAUCCUCUUGCACUUGUCUGAGCAUUGCCCAAAGAUCCUCUUGGAACCCGUGCUGUAGGCUGUGGGUUCUAGGAGGAAUGUGGCCGCACAAUUAAGAGGUUUUGUAUGCAGUUUAGACACGCAGAAUUUCUAUCCCAUGAUCUGACAUUAGAACUCAAAAACCCUUUGCCAACAGGGAUGUCUCGCCCAGUGAUGACUACAUAUAUUUCUCUUACUGAGUGAGAAAUGGGUCUUUUCUACUGCAUCCAUCUUGUCUUAACAUCAGUUUCAAGGGGUUACAUUUUUAUUACUCUAGCAAAACAUUUUACUAUUUUACCUCAGACUGUUGUGAUAUUCUUGUAAUUUAUGAACCCAGGGCAUUUGGUAUAUACCAAAGUGCAUUCUACAUUCGUGGCUGGGGCGACAAAAAAGUCAGGGUUUCUCCAUUUAGCCGAUGAAGAGGCCCUUAAGCCACUUUUGCCACUCAAGGGCCAUAUCUGGAGAAUGCUUAUCUUCAGUCAAGAAGGAACGGUAGGUGAGGGAGCCUUGAGGCACACCAGUUGUGUUAGAAACUGUAACUGAACGAUGUAGCAUACCUCCAAGCGUCUGUCGUUUGACAUGGUUGGAUGUAUCUUUAGUGCAGUGAACGCUGCUGCCCCAAAACCCCACAGCCACAGAGUCAGCAUUCAGCCCGGUGUGCAAUACUGUGGUCGUGUAUUUGGGGCAGCUCAAAGCAAAUGGCUGAGUGUGGUGUUUUAAAAGGAUGUACCUGUUUUUGCUAAUUUUUUUGGCAGAACAGGAUCCCAGGAUCUUGAACCUAGCUACCCACUGUCAACUUCGGUCAGUCCUUUUUUAAAAAGAGAAUCUUUAAAAUAAGGAAACAGAGUUGACUCUCAUUUAUAUUCAACCAUAGAGACAUAAUGUACAUAUGUGAACUUUACUAAGAACUCAAUGUGGAUGUGUACAUAUGUAUAAUGUUUUCCUUUUUUUGUGAAAUGCUGCUGAUAACACUACAUCACUUCUGUAGUGGAUUUUAAUCUUGGCGGCCAGUUUUAUGAUACUGUAUGUAUUGUACAGCUGAUGGAAGUAACUUUUUUUUCUAGUGAUCAUUUGUUAAAUUUUAUUGUUGUGGCCGGAAAAUAUUAAUAAUAAAAGUUUUAAUGUCAA
Astyanax mexicanus (Mexican tetra) is the source of this 5305-nucleotide messenger RNA. RefSeq names its product dual-specificity tyrosine-(Y)-phosphorylation regulated kinase 2 (gene dyrk2). Gene Ontology annotation, biological process: peptidyl-threonine phosphorylation; peptidyl-serine phosphorylation. Gene Ontology annotation, cellular component: nucleus. The transcript is spliced from 3 exons. The record is from RefSeq and is a predicted model, not a curated record. Lineage: Eukaryota; Metazoa; Chordata; Actinopteri; Characiformes; Acestrorhamphidae. Bases 333 to 2093 code for a protein of 586 amino acids. Gene Ontology annotation, molecular function: protein serine/threonine kinase activity; protein serine/threonine/tyrosine kinase activity; ATP binding.